AUGUCUUCAAUCGCGCAACCGGUCACUGUAUCGCUGAACGAUCUCAAGGAGGGUAACAUCCCCUUUGAGACUUUACAGAAAGCAUUCGGCCCCGAUUCUUUGGGUAUUUUGGUCGUCAAGGAUGUGCCGACUGAGUUUGCUCACUUGAGGCAUCAAACGUUGUCUUAUGCCUCUUACCUUGGCAACUUGCCCGAGCAAGAGUUGGCCAAAAUCGAGAAUGUCAAGGCCAAAUACCUGACGGGCUGGUCUCUCGGCAAGGAGACUCUCAAGGACGGCCAGGUAGACACCUUCAAGGGCUCGUACUACGCAAACUGCGCAUUCUACGUUGACGCCACUCUCAACUGUGCCAAGCCCACGGCGGAGUUCAACGAAGACAACUUCCCCGAGUACCUGUCGCCCAACGUCUGGCCAUCCCAGGACGUCCUCCCCGGGUUCAAGCCGAGUCUCGAAAGCCUGUGCAAAGUUAUCAUCGACACAGCCGUCCUCGUCGCGCGGGCCUGCGACAGGUUCGCCGAGACGGAGAUCCAGGGCUAUCCGAAGGGAUACCUUGAGCAUGUCGUCAGCACUUCUACUACCACCAAGGCACGCCUGCUGCACUACUACCCGCAGACUCAGGCAGACCUGGACAAGAUUGGUGCCAACGAUGAUUCCUGGUGCGCCGAGCACCUGGAUCACGGCUGUCUCACGGGCUUGACAUCCGCCAUGUUCAUCGACGAGAAGGAGACCUCGCCAGCGGUGCCGGAAGUCAGCAACAGCACGUCAGCCAGCUUGCCCCCGUUGGCAGAGCUGCCAGCGUCGCCCGAUCCGACGGCCGGCCUGUACAUCCGCUCCCGCAGCGGGGAGACGGUGCAGGUCAAGAUCCCGCGUGACGGCAUUGCCUUCCAGACGGGCGAAACCCUGGAACGCAUUACCGGUGGCAAGUUCAAGGCGGUGCCGCACUUUGUGAGAGGCGUCAAGGCGUCCGUCAGCGAUGGUCGCGUUGCGCGCAACACGCUGGCGGUCUUCACUCAGCCUAACCUGGGCGAGGAGGUUGACAUGGAGCAGCACAUCAACUUUGGCGAGUUUGCCCGCGGCAUUGUGGCCAAGAACACGGUGUCAUGA
This is a messenger RNA of Colletotrichum chrysophilum, 1101 nucleotides long. RefSeq lists its product as uncharacterized. The record is from RefSeq and is a predicted model, not a curated record. Lineage: Eukaryota; Fungi; Ascomycota; Sordariomycetes; Glomerellales; Glomerellaceae. The transcript is spliced from 3 exons. Bases 1 to 1101 code for a protein of 366 amino acids.